AUGUCUGGUCAUACUCCCAUGAAGAUCAAGUCGGCCAGUUCCGAUAUAAAAAUCAAUGCCGACGACAUGAGGGACAUCCUCAAAUCGGACCUUGAUGACCACGUCCUCAACAACGUCUCCGUGGCCCAUUUUGUCGAGCACGUCUGGGGCCUAGAGCCUGCAAAGGUUUCGGAAAUUCUUGAUAUGCAAUUUCAGCUGCCAGACGACCUCCUGAAAGAAUAUCUGCAUAUUCUCAGCAAUAAGCGGGAGCCCGCACUUCACAAGCCAUUUCGCGGUAUCUCUAGAGCACUUCUCAAGAGUGUUUGUGAUCAAUUCAACCUUCCGCACACUGUGCUCCAAACCUACUUCUGGGAUGGAAAUGGCACAACAUAUGUCUCUCGUGAAUCUCGUGUCAAAUCCACGAAGACAUCGAGCCGCAACGCCCAAACAAAGGGCGUGAAAACGAAGAAGGGUUCCCAUCAUGGCAUGCUCAAGCCUGACCUCCUGGAGGUAUGCAUACCGGUGGAUAACGACAACAAUCCUUUGAAUCCCGACAAUGAAGACUCUAUCAAACAUGUAGAGGUACCAACAUGGGGUCUUGCUCGUGCCCCGGUCGAAUUUAAGAAGGGUAGGAAGACGGUCACCCCCAAGCUUGACACCGUUCACGAAGGCAAAGAGACGGGCACAGGGUCUGGUGUAGGUACCGAGGUGUCUUCGCUCAAUACUGCCGGGACGGGCAACUCGUCUGGUUUCACUCAGGACAGCGGAGAAUCUAGAAACAAGCGACCGGGCAGUCCAACCCUGUCAAAGGAACAUAGCGACGCGAAAAAACAACGUACCACCCGGAACAUCCCAUUACAUGAAUUACAACUCGCUAAUUAUGCGCUCGAGUGUCUUUCUGCCGGAAAUCGACACUACGUGACUGGUAUUUUUAUCAACGGCGUCACCUUUAGACUCUGGUAUUAUGAUCGCUCGGGCGCGAUGCGUACCGUCUCUCAUGACUUUUCUCAACCAUCUGGCAUGGCCAAUCUUGCAGCUUCCCUGUUUGCUCUUAGUCAGAGCAACAUGAAGCAGGCUGGAUUUGACCCUUAUAUCUAUCACCUGGCUGGAAAGCUUGAUGAGCCCAUUCAGACUUCCACUGUCGUUCCCUUGACCACGCCGUUGCCUCAGAUGGAAAAUGUCUGCUACAAAUUUACCAAGGGCAACAAGGAACAUGUGUUUGCUAUACACAAUUCUAUCUCUCGCUACAGAGGUAUUAACGGUCGCGGCACCGUGGCCGCAGAUGUGCGCCAUGGACUCAUAGGAAAGACGUUCUCUCAUAAUCUAUAUGUCCUCAAGAUGAGUUGGCAGUUUCCAAUUCGUCAGCAUGAAGGCGAGAUCAUCAGUCAUCUUCGCACAGUGCUUCCCAACUGCUGGCAUGAUCACCUUCCCGACCCUGUAUUCUAUACGAAGAUUACAGCAGAAGAACUUGCCAUGCCAAAGUACAAUGUCUACAAUGCAAUGAAGGACUCAGCCAACCCCCCUAGCAAUCACAGUGACGACCGCAACCUUCAUGUCAUUGCAACAAACCGCUACAAACACCUUUGGGAAGCCACUGACAUUGACGAGUUCAAGCAGGCUUAUAUCGACUGCGUGGAAUGCCAUUACCAUGCCUUUCAAACUGGCAAUGUUCUUCACCGUGAUAUCAGCGAGAAUAACCUCAUGAUAUAUCUACCUGGCAAGACAGACAAGCUGGAAGAACAAGAUGUUGCCGAUAAUGCGGAAAUUGCUACCAAAAAGAUAGCCUCUAGUCCAGCGACCGAGUCAAAGUCUGUUGAAAUCACGGAACCUCGAGCUCGCGGAGUUCUCAACGACUUCGAUAUGGCAGUUAUUCUAGGUUCCGAUGGCAAACCUACAACACCUUCCACCGGAGAUCACCACAUCACAGGCACUAUACCCUUCAUGGCUGGUGAUCUUCUCAUGACACCGGAACAAAGAGCAAAAUUCCAAUUGAAAUACCCUACAAUUCCGACGUAUCAUUUGUACCGCCACGACCUCGAGUCGUUUUUCUACAUCCUCGUUUGGGCAGCCACACGUUAUGAUUUAAAAAAGGGCUGCAGGUUGCACCUUCUCCCGGGCUCGCCGCUGAUAGGGUGGUCAAAUACCCCAAACGUGCUCAACCCUGUGCAAAUAAAGGCAUUAACAAUUCCGCUCAUGGAAGAAUUGGAAACAGGUAUCCUCGCAGAGUGGAAAGGCCUUUGGGCGGACUGGAUUGAGCCACUCUUUCUUUUAUUUGAGGAAGGGCUGCGAUGCAGCGCAGCUGCUCGGAGACGCGGCAAUAUAGAUGAUUUCACGACCGGCGGGGGACUUUUGACUUUUGAAAAAUUCAUGGCGACUAUUAAAGUCACACCCCGAAACUUCGAUACCAAGAAGUGA
Messenger RNA from Psilocybe cubensis, 2394 nucleotides. RefSeq lists its product as uncharacterized. Gene Ontology annotation, biological process: protein phosphorylation. Gene Ontology annotation, molecular function: protein kinase activity. The record is from RefSeq and is a predicted model, not a curated record. The coding region runs from base 1 to 2394 and encodes 797 amino acids. The transcript is spliced from 2 exons. NCBI's taxonomy places the organism in Eukaryota, Fungi, Basidiomycota, Agaricomycetes, Agaricales, Agrocybaceae.